AUGUCGUCGAGUAAAAAGAGAAAGCUCGAGGUUGGCCAGGGCACCCAGAUGCUGAGCGCCGCUGCCCUGAAGAAGAGACUGCUCGAGAGGCAGGCAGCUUCUUUGGCAUCAUCUGCUUCUCCUGAGGACAACGGGAAGACCAUUGACGACGGCAACAAAGCUUCCAGUGCAAGUCCCGGGCCAGGAGAUAAAGUCUCCGGUGCUUUCGAGAGGCUGCUGCUAGAGGGUGCCGAGAUACCUGCUGGAGGUGAUGGUCUGCAGACCCCGGAGCCUGCUGAGGAUCCUCCCAAGCGAAAGGUGGUCCAGCUCUCAUCCUUUAAGCCUACAAAAAGCAACCUCCAGGUCAAGAAGAACGGCGUUUCUGUGCUGAACUUCCCAGAUGGAGAGCGUCUGGUGAUUUUGGGCAGUUAUGGCAUCAGGGUCAAGAAUGGUGAGGCAGCCAUCGCCGGCGCUACUCUGCUCCCUUCUCAGACAAUACACUGGGUCCAUGCACCUCACUGUCAUGCCCUGCCUGUCUUGAGAUGCACGGAGCAGUCUGUGAUUGAGCUUCACAAUCACCAAGGCGCCCCUGGGCUCAGGAACUUGGAAAAGCUAUCACCUCUAUUCGGUGUCCUUUGGAAUGAAGUCGGCCAAACAGAGAACACCACAAAACAAACAUAUCAGAUCCUCUCAAGCUCAGCAGAUGGCCCUAAGAAGGCCAUACUGCAGGAUCUCAGAUCACCCGCAGAAUGGAAUAAGAAGGUUGCCGAUUUAUGCAAAGAGAGGCGAACCAAGCCCCCGGUUGUCCUUGUGUGUGGUCCAAAAUCGUCGGGCAAGUCUACCUUCUCCAGGCUCCUGGCCAACAGAUUGGUGACCAGUAUAGGCAGCAACAAGCAGCGAGUUUGGCCCGGUGUUGCCAUUCUGGAUAUCGAUCCUGGCCAGCCUGAGUUUUCACCACCAGGCCUGAUCUCUCUUGUCCAGCUCGAGGAGCCAAAUCUAGUCCCUCCUUUUGGGCAUCCAACUCUAGUCGACACGAAAUCCAUGCCUAGAUCACACGCAUUAGCAUCCGUCACUCCGGCAUCAGAUAUAGAGCACUAUCAGGAAUGCAUUAUGGACCUCUACAACUCUUACCAGUCGUCUCACAAGGACUGUCCCUUACUCAUCAACACUCCUGGCUGGGUACAGGGCACCGGCCUCGGUCUGUUAAUGGAUCUCAUAUCCAACGUUCAUCCAACUGAAGUCAUGUAUAUGUCUGAGGACGGCCCGGAAGACACAGUCGAAGGCUUGAAAUCUGUAUGUGACGGCAACACCUUCACGUCACUUCCCUCCCAGUCCAGCGAGUAUACCUCCAGAACGGCAUUGCACCUACGACACAUGCAAGCAAUGUCUUAUUUCCACAUGGCCCCCGAAUUGAGCCGAGGCACUGCCAUUCGAUGGGAUUCCAAACCGCUAACGUCUAAACCACCGUUGCUGCUGCAUUACGCGGGGACGAACGGCGGGAUUCUCGGCGUGGUGUGUUACGGAUAUCAGCCAGGACUAGACCUACUGGCCGACUCCAUCAACGGCACUAUCGUCGCAAUUGUCGAGAUCGAAGACCGCAAGGCAUUCUGCAACAUCACGGAAGCCGGCAAUGGGGUGCAACCAGACGAAAAGUCAGAGGAGCCAAACAACGGGCAACACCCAGGUGUACAACGCUACAUACGGCGAACACCAGAGAAGAUCCCCUAUAUACGACAUGGAACAACUCUUCGGCCCCAAUUUUCCCGUUGUUUAGGUCUGGCCCUUGUUCGCGGCGUUGAUGUUCAGCGUGCCAUCAUUGCUCUGGUUUCACCAGUAUCCUCAACUUUGAUCAUGGACCACCAGUUCCUCACGCGCCUCGCCCAGCACGCGAGCUUCCAGGUGCUGAACUAUCAUCUCUUGUGGGCCGACAGCAAUCGCGGACUAUUUGCACUUGACAAAGAGUCGGAGCUCAAGAUCAGCGAGAAAAUCAAGAUGUUCCUUCCCCUGGCCCACAAGUCUCCUAAUAAGCAAGAGGCAUUCGUCGAGGUCGUCUGCGACGCUGCGCUCGUCGUCGCGGAGAAGUAUAAUCUUAACAAGCGCGCAUUCUACGCUGCUGUUCAGAAUCUGGCCACCGUGACGCUUGUUCCAAGCAUAUACGAGAACGCAGGAGACCCGGUCCCCCUCAGCGCUCACCAUCUGCGCUUGUAUGGGGACAGCGACGCCGAGGAGGGCGAGAAGGGCAACCACGAGAAGGAGGAUCACGAGGAGGAGGACCACGAGAAGGAGGAGGACGAGAAGGAGGAGGUGAAGCCGCACUCGGCGGCCACAAAGGGCGGAGCUCCCUCGAAAAACGGGGUGUUCUGGACCGAGUCACAGAUCCGGGAGGUCAUUGACCUGAAGACCGCGGGCAAGCCUUAUCCGGCCAUAGCGGAACGGAUGGGCCGCACUGUCGCCGCCAUCAAACAGAGGUGGCGACUUGUGGACAAACCUUAUUCUGGCUGGAAGGACUACAUCGAGAAGAAGACAAGUGAGGCCCGGGAUGCGCUGGAUAGGCAAGGUGAGCUGUCAGACGGUAGCAACGAGAGCGACGAGAGUGACGAGAGCAGCGAGGACGAGGACGCGGAUGGGAGCGAGGAUGAGGAGGCCGACCAGGAAGUAUGGCCGCCUGUUCCUACUGCGGACACCAUCGCUGUCACCAAGACCCCGGCUGCCCUUGAACCAGCCCGCAACUGGACUGAUGCCGACAUCCGGAAGUUGAUCAGAUACAAGAUCAACGGCCUGAAAGCCCAGCAAAUAAUGGAGCGCAUGCGUCGCCCUAACCGCUCAAUUCAUUGCCAGUGGCUGAACUUGUCAACCAACAUCAAUGGCAGGUGGUUCCACUACAUCCACAAGAAGUUCAGAGCGAAGAGAAAGAGGGAGAAGCAGGCAAAGGCCUUGCAGGGUGGCACGGGAGGUGAUGCGGAUGUGACUGGCCAGCCCAAAUGGACUCAGGUUCUCGCCAAGCGAAAGCGUGCUCCUAGCUCCGUCGAUCAAGACGCCACCGAGGCCGACGCCAUCGAGGCCUCUGACACUGAGGCCACUGAGGCCACCAAGGGUAGCGAUGAGGGCCACUCAGCCUAG
Molecule: messenger RNA, 3099 nt
Organism: Diaporthe citri
Lineage: Eukaryota; Fungi; Ascomycota; Sordariomycetes; Diaporthales; Diaporthaceae
Exons: 6
Coding region: 1-3099 (1032 amino acids)
Biological process (GO): cleavage in ITS2 between 5.8S rRNA and LSU-rRNA of tricistronic rRNA transcript (SSU-rRNA, 5.8S rRNA, LSU-rRNA)
Cellular component (GO): nucleus
Molecular function (GO): polynucleotide 5'-hydroxyl-kinase activity
Source: RefSeq, a predicted model, not a curated record